AUGUCCGAACCACUCGCUUCCGAACCGACAUGGUCUUUCGAUAACGCCCGCACGCCUUCUAGGGAGACUACCCCUCAACCGAUACCGUCGGAUCCAACCUCGUCUUUUGGCGAUGAGCCUGCGCAUGGUGGUAGUGCGCAAGCCGCCGAGGAGGAGUCUUCGCGGACCCACAGACGCUACCAGCCUCGGACCUGCAGGAUCUGCCUAGACGAGGUCGAGCCAACGUUUGAGACUCCAAACCUGUUUGGAGGGAAGCCGCGUGUGAGAUAUGUCUCAGAGGACCCUGAGCUGGGCAGGCUCAUGCUCAUCAUGGUUCUGGCCUUGUUUAUCUUAGGCUUCGUCGCCGAUCCUAUCAUCAACAUCUGGGUAGACCCUGCUGGGGCUGUUUCGGACGUCAUGAGAGGAGGGCUUGAUGGAUUCGAAGAAAUACUAGAAUACAUUCCCGACGAAGAAGCAAACACCUGGUUCAUGCACUUCUCGAAGGGCCUUGUAUCCCUGGGACUUGUGGGCCUCGUCAAGGUGUUUCUCGGGUUCGGCCCUUUGCACUGGAUAAAUCUCAGAGGCGGUGGCGGCAGACGAGGAAGAGGCAGGGACAGGCUCGAGAAUGUCAGUUGGGUUCUGGUCUUCAUCGGAGUUGCCACAUUCAUAGGGGCUGUUUGGAAAGGCGUCAGUGCGGCGUGUGCGCGAUACCUCAGCCAAGUCAGCGAUGAUAUCAUUGACGUUCCUGGAGAUGACGACAACGAAGAUGAGGACCAAGAACCGCAGGCAGAGUCCAAGAAGGACCAGUGA
Molecule: messenger RNA, 789 nt
Organism: Diaporthe amygdali
Lineage: Eukaryota; Fungi; Ascomycota; Sordariomycetes; Diaporthales; Diaporthaceae
Exons: 3
Coding region: 1-789 (262 amino acids)
Source: RefSeq, a predicted model, not a curated record